AUGCGGCGUUUGGCACUCCUGACUGCAGCGGCUACGGCCCUGGGCGCCUACGCUGAGACACUCAGCAGCGCUACGCAAGAGUUCGAGGCGAGCUCCUCGCAGAUGCUCUCAAGACUCAGCAAGGUCAUUGGAAGCCAAUAUGGCCUUGAAUCGAUCAAGAGCCUCCCCGAGCACAAGCAGGAGUUGCUCUGCAUAGGCACAGCCUCUUCAGGGUCCGUGGAUAAGGUAGCGCUUAAGCUGGCGUUGGGCGCAGACGGAGCGACCGAUAUCAACAACGUCCACACCUACCUCCAGGAGCGAUGCCACGCGAACGGCCCCGUGACAAACAUCAAGGGCGUUGCUCAACCGGACUUUGGCUUUCCUAGCUACAAUAAGAACAAGCUUUGCGACUUACUCCGAAAUGCAGAUAAGGCACUCGACUCGACCGUCAUCGGCGACAUCGCCGAAACGUUGGGAUUCGCCAAACCCUUUUCGAAGAAGUUUGGCCACCUCGUCUCUUCCAAAUGCGGGGUAAGCCAUUUAUCUUGA
Messenger RNA from Hirsutella rhossiliensis, 528 nucleotides. RefSeq lists its product as uncharacterized. NCBI's taxonomy places the organism in Eukaryota, Fungi, Ascomycota, Sordariomycetes, Hypocreales, Ophiocordycipitaceae. Bases 1 to 528 code for a protein of 175 amino acids. The transcript has a single exon. The record is from RefSeq and is a predicted model, not a curated record.